AUGCUCGUCAGCUUGGUGCUGGCCAUGCUCCCCCUGGGGUUCUGCUGGCCGCCGGCGCGACGAGAGAGAUUUCUCAGCGCUUUGGAUGCCGAAGAUGUUUUCUCUUACUUUGGGAGCAGCUCAGUGCCUGAUGUCCCUGAGUUUGUUGUGGCUGAGCCAACUUGUCUUUGCAAAGAAGAACAGGUUGGGCUGAUGCCCUGUCGGAUUCGACACUGCUCCAUCGAGGCCUGGGGAGAGCUCUAUGCCUUUGAAUUUCUGGAGGAUCAUGCUCUCCUUUCCUCUUCCUUUGUGAGCAAUCAAGUGGUGAACUCUUCCUUUAGCUUCCUGAGGAGAUUCCCAGGCAACUGCUUUGCAGGUGGAAAUGCCCUGCAGCCUCCUGGGGCCACCAGUAGAGUCACUUACUGUGAGGGGCAGCUGCAAGGAGUUGUCACUGUGGAUGAGGAAAAGAUUCACAUCAGGCCAGUCAGAAGCAAAGAUGUGGCCCUGCUGAAGGACCUUGGCUUCUCCAGACCCCACAUUCUCUUCAGAAGUGCUGCAAGAGAGGUCAAGAAAGCAAGAGGGUGGGCUCCUCCUCGCCUGCAGAAGAGGGCUGAGACAGCUGUCAAACAUCUGGAGCUGAUGGUGGUAGCAGGCCCAGAUGUUUACUUGUACCACAAGGAGGACACUGAGCGAUAUAUUCUUGCCAACCUGAACAUUGGAGCAGAGCUGCUCAGAGAUGCCUCACUGGGGGCUCAUUUCAGGGUUCAUCUCAUGCAAAUGCUGGUUUUGAGAGAGCCAGAGGCAGAGGUAAACAUCACCACAAACAUCACCUCCUCACUGAUCAGCGUUUGUGAGUGGAGCAAGAAGGUGAACCCCCAGAAUGACUCUGACCCUCAGCAUGCUGAUAUUGUCCUCUACGUCACCAGGUUUGACCUGGAGUUACCUGAUGGGAACAAGGAGCUCCGUGGAGUGACACAGUUAGGUGGAGUCUGCUCCUCCUUCUGGAGCUGUGUGAUUACCCAGGACACUGGUUUUGACCUUGGAGUCACCAUAGCCCAUGAGAUUGGGCACAGCCUUGGAAUUCCCCACGAUGGAGAGGGGAAUGGCUGCAGCAGCAGUGGUUACAUCAUGGGGUCAGCCGGAAACCACAACAGCAUCGACCUCACCUGGUCACCCUGCAGUCGAGAACAGUUCCUGGCCCUUGUCAGUACAGGCCAAACAAACUGCUUAAAUGACCUGCCGGACAUGGACGGCAGCAUCCCUGGAUGGAAGCCUGGCUUGUACUACGGAGCAGAUGAGCAAUGUAAAAUAGCCUUUGGGCGUGUUGCCACAGCUUGCACCUUUGCUGACAGCAAUGUUGACAUAUGUCAAGUUCUCUCAUGCCAUGUACAACCAGGAGACAAAUCCAGCUGUACUCGGCUUCUUGUUCCCCUCUUGGAUGGUACUGAGUGUGGGAUCAAUAAGUGGUGCUUCAAGGGUCAGUGCAGCUCCUUGGAAGAACUGAACCCCAUGGCUGUGGUCCAUGGGCACUGGUCUGCCUGGAGCUCCUUCUCCUCCUGCUCCCGCAGCUGUGGUGGUGGAGUCAUGGUGAGGCAGAGGUUCUGUAACAACCCCAGGCCUGCUUUUGGAGGCAAUACACAGGCCUGUCUGAUGACCCAGCAGGACUUUAUGGCUGAACAAUGUGCAGCAACAAAUUUAAAGCCACUAUAUCUUACUGUAGAAACUCCAUCCUUUUAUACCUGGACUUCUGCUGUUGGCUUUGCCAAAGGGGACCUGCUCUGCAAGCACAUGUGCAGGGCCAUGGAGAAGGAAUUCAUGGUGAGCCGCAAAGACAAGUUCCUAGAUGGAACCAGGUGUGAGCAGGAUGACACUGAGCACCAUGGGGCUUUCCACCUCUGUGUAAUGGGAAGAUGCAGAGCAUUCGGGUGUGAUGGCCAGAUGGACUCCAAGAAGCUAAUGGAUUCCUGCAAGGUCUGUGGGGGUGAUAACUCCACUUGCACCAAAGUCAGUGGAUCUUACAUGGAAGGAAAAGCUAAAGAGUAUGUGACGUUUCUGUCCCUGCCUUGUAACACUACCUCAGUCCAUGUUACCAACAGGAGACCACUCUUCACACAUCUGGCUGUUAAGGUUAAAGGAGAGUAUGUGGUUGCUGGAAAAGGAAAAAUCUCACUGAAUGUCACCUAUCCGUCAGUUCUGGAGGACAACCAGAUCAAAUACAAAGUGUUUCUCACGAAGGACAACCUGCCAAGCCUGGAGGAAAUCCAUGUAGAUGGGCCAACACAAGAAGAAAUUGAAAUACAGGUCUAUCGGAGGUACACAAAAGAGUAUGGCAAUGCCACCAACCCAGACAUCACCUUCAGCUACUUUGUCCCUAGAGAGAACCUGACUUACCUGUGGAUUCCUCAGCAGGGGCUGUGUUCAGUGACCUGUGGGGAAGGGAUCCAACCAGUGGCUCAUGUAUGCUUUGACCAGACCAAGAAUGAAAUAACAGAGGAUCAGUGGUGUCUGGAGCUCCCCCAGCCCCUUCCAGAGCACAAGCCCUGUGCCAUGGAGCCGUGCCUGUACAGGUGGAAGAUGUCUCAGGUAGAUGAAUGCUCUGCUGUUUGUGGAACUGGAGUUGCCCAGCAGAAUUUGACCUGUGUUCAGUUUCGGGAUGGACUGGAGACUGUUGUGGAUGACAACUUGUGCCCAGCAGAAGAAAAACCCCUUGCUGUUGUGCCAUGUGUGGUUAAUGUCUGCCCUUUAGGCUGGGAAAAAGAGGAAGAUGCACAUUUGCUUCAGCCUCUGGAGUCACUUGGGCAUAUCCAGCUGGAAAAUCGAACUGUGUAUGUCUGGAGCCCUGUAGCUGGAGAGUGUUCUGUCUCCUGUGGUAGAGGUAAGACUGAGUUGCAGUAUGUGUGUGUGGCUUUUGACACCAAAGAACAAACCCAAGAAGAAAACUGUCAUCCAGUACCAAAGCCAGAGAGCAGGAUGGAAGUCUGUAAUCUCAAUCCCUGCCCACCAAGAUGCCCUGUCAGAUGGAAGGUAACCCCAGCUGGGCCCUGUUCCUCCAGCUGUGGGCUUGGCUUAGCUGUGCAACUGGUCAGCUGUGUGCAGAUCCACCAAGGCAAGGAGGUUUUGCUGGAGGAACAUUUGUGCCCUGUGGCAGAGAAGCCACUCACCAGUGUCCCCUGUGUCAUCCGAAUGUGCUCUUACGAAUGGAGCUUCAGCAAGUGGUCAGAGUGUUCAACCUCCUGUGGGAAUGGCAUUCAGACACGGCAGGAUUUCUGCCUCAACUCACUGACCCGUGAGCAGGUGAACCCAAUCUUCUGCCGGCGCUUCCCCAAGGCCAUCGUGGUACGUGGCUGCUCCUCAGGGCCCUGUCCUGAGGGCACUGGGUCCCCUGGGGCAGAGCUGCAGCCUGUGACACCAGCCACACACCUGACAACAGCUGCAGCUUCCAAAGAGGCAAAGGGCUUGGAUAUGCCUCCAUCUGCUGUGCCUCAGGAGCAGACAAAGACUGGUGGAGGUGUCUGUGGAAACCUCUUUCUCAAUGCCACUGGCAUCAUCAACAUGACAGGUUUGGGGGACAGUGAGUGCACCGUGGCCAUCGGUCGACCCCUCGGGGAGGAGAUCACAGUCAGCAUCCUGGAGAGCUCCCUCAACUGCAGUGCAGGUGAGAUAGUGCUGUUUUCUGGGCGAAUGAUGUGGAGAACAGGCUGCAGGAAUCUCCCCUUGUCACUGAUAAACUCCAGAACGAACACACUGAUUGUGAAACAGCGUGUUGUGCUGCCAGGAAAUGGGGUCAUUCUUCAGUACAACAGCAGAACUGCAACGAAAAAAUAUUACCAAGACUGUGACAAGCAGCUGUUUGGUCCCCAAGGUGAAAUAGUGAAUCCUGUGCAGUUGCCUGACCCAAGACAAGAAGUUGUGUGUCGAACCUUCAUCGAUGUGGCUCCCCAGCACCGCAUAGCUAUCCGUGCCCUGUAUGCUGACCCGGGCACUGGGAGCAACCAAACACAUUUUAAUUACAUCCUGGUCCGUGAUGUAAGCACCAUGAAGACGAUGGUGUUCCAUGGGAAACAGCAAUUCCUCUGGCAGUCCACGGGAAGCCAAGCUGAAAUUGAAUUUCAUGAAAAUGUUAAGCAUCACCAAAGCAAUUUUUGGGCUGAAUAUCAUGCUAUUGAGCCCAAAUCCAAGGGGCCACUGCACUGA
Acanthisitta chloris (rifleman) is the source of this 4173-nucleotide messenger RNA. It is a transcript of the gene ADAMTS13, whose product is annotated as ADAM metallopeptidase with thrombospondin type 1 motif, 13. Gene Ontology annotation, molecular function: metalloendopeptidase activity. Gene Ontology annotation, cellular component: extracellular matrix. The record is from RefSeq and is a predicted model, not a curated record. Bases 1 to 4173 code for a protein of 1390 amino acids. Gene Ontology annotation, biological process: proteolysis; extracellular matrix organization. Lineage: Eukaryota; Metazoa; Chordata; Aves; Passeriformes; Acanthisittidae. The transcript is spliced from 30 exons.